Molecule: messenger RNA, 2039 nt
Organism: Hippoglossus stenolepis (Pacific halibut)
Lineage: Eukaryota; Metazoa; Chordata; Actinopteri; Pleuronectiformes; Pleuronectidae
Gene: tomm20a
Product: translocase of outer mitochondrial membrane 20
Exons: 5
Coding region: 93-530 (145 amino acids)
Biological process (GO): tRNA import into mitochondrion; protein targeting; protein import into mitochondrial matrix
Cellular component (GO): mitochondrial outer membrane; mitochondrial outer membrane translocase complex
Molecular function (GO): transmembrane protein transporter activity
Source: RefSeq, a predicted model, not a curated record
UACGUACUUCCUCCGCAGUCUGCAAGCUGCAAACUAGCCUGCGCUGCUCCACUGCUGCGACCCGAGUCCGUGAGCAGCGGUCCUCAGACACGAUGAGCGGCCAGACGAGCACGAUCGUCGCCGGGAUGUGCGGAGCCCUGUUCGUCGCCUACUGCGUUUAUUUCGACAGGAAGCGGCGGAGCGACCCGCUCUUCAAGCAGAAGCUGCGGGAACGUAGACGGAAGCAUAAUGUUUCUGGAGCAAACUCGGGACUAUCGCAGCUUCCGGACCUGAAGGACGCAGAAGCUGUUCAGAAGUUCUUCCUGGAGGAGAUCCAGCUCGGAGAGGAGCUGCUGUCACAAGGUGAGUUUGAGAGAGGUGUGGACCACCUGACCAAUGCGAUUGCAGUAUGUGGUCAGCCUCAGCAGCUGCUCCAGGUACUUCAGCAGACGCUGCCUCCUCCGGUCUUCCAAAUGCUGCUCACCAAACUGCCCAGCAUCAGCCAGCGAAUCAUCAGCUCCCAGCCUUUAACAGAAGACGAUGUGGAGUGAAUGUAUAAAAAAUACUAUUAUGCUGUAAAGGGAUUUCAGACACUGUUAUUCAUUCACUGUUUGGUAUGUGUGACUGCGGAUGUGUGAGUUUUGUGUGAGAGCAUUAUGACCUAGUUUGAUCUUUGGACCUCAGAUGACGAUAAAGCCCCUCUGUCAUAGCACUGCAAGGUUAGAGAACUAUGUCAAGGUUAUGUUUCCUGGAAAUGUUAAUCACAUUCCAUCUUUCUGAACUUGUUCCCUCCAUGUCUCAUGUUUUAUAGCCUCGUCUUGAUUCUAUUUAUUUUCCUAAAACUUGUGUUUUGACGGGGCGGCUGCUGAUAUGUUGCGUACAAAGUAAGAAAAUAAAUGAUUGCUGUGCAGUUGAUAGAGGCUGAAUUCUGGUAAUCUGGGACACCUCAGCUUCAGUCUGUUUAUUUCCUGUUCUAACAAAGUGUAGUCUGAGUUAGCAUGUACAUCAUAUGACUAAAUCACAUGAAUUCUGGGGGUGAUGUCACAGAAAGGGUCGGGGUUAAAUGUCAAUCGGAAGCGCAUGACAAGGUCAAUGACAGGAUUCACACAAGAUUAAUGUGAAGGAUAUUAAUCUGUCACAAAUAAGAAUGUUCCUAAUUGGUAUCAAAAUAUGUUUGUGAUGUAUUCAAGCAACAAAAUGUGAUUGAAAAUGAACAUUGUUUAGUUGUUGCACUUUAUCAUAUAUUAUAAUAAUAUUUAUAAUAAUGUGGGACAUCAUGCUUUGGGUAAACAAUCAUUUAAGUUCUCUAAAUGGGGGAAAUAGGCAUUUAAAGACUUCAUGAAGUAUAAAGGAGAUGUAACAUAUGAUCUGCAGUUGUCAGGAGUUAAUGGUAAAUACAGGCUGUCCUUGUCUGUUUAAACUAUCUAGCACAUGAUCAGUAGCUCUCAGGGACAGAGCUGAUCCAAGAAGCACAGAAGUGUCUGUCCUGUGGUCGGCAGCCAUCUCGUGAAACGUGAAGGCGAUGUGCUGAUUGAUGAUGGUGGUCUCUCACCUGCAAGGACUUUGUUCCCUGUGUGACCCAAAUAGAAGGGUGAAUUAAUGAAUAAUCUAAUGUGACACACCUGUAAUAGGUUUUAAAUUAUUAUUUUUCAUAAUGCUUAGACAUUGCAAAUGUUGAGCUUGUCCUGCAUAAAGCAAAGCGAUUUCGGCUUUAUGUAACAGCCUAAUACAAGUGUCCCAGAUAAUCAAAUACAGGUAAUUACUUUUUUGUUGCAAAAAACACUAAAUGCUGUGUCAUGUGUCCUCUGAGUAUGAUAUCUCCUUUCUUUAUGCUGGUGUGCUUGGAAAACAUCUUGAGGAUUACAGAAAGGUAAAAUAUGCGCAAAAUAUUUCCCCGAAAACCUGAAUUCACCCUACAUGUAAAAUGAGUGUACUAAAAGAAACACUUAUUUGUGCAAUACUGUCUGUACAAUGCAAUGUCAGUUAAAUGUUAUUUUUAUAGUCUUUCAUAUCUGGACAUAUCUUUGUGUUUAAAAUCCGACAAUAAAACCUGAAAACAC